AUGCCGCUCGAAGCUGCGCCGGACGGGCGCAAAGGGAAGGGCAAGAAGCGCCGGGAGGUGGCGGAAGCUCCUAGUGGCGCAAGUGACGCCGAGGCAAAGCGCGCCAAGCAGACGGACGCAGAGCAGCAGGGCGCGGGGGACGAUGGGGGAGAAGCGGCGCAGCCCCUGGGGGAGUCGGACGAGCAGGCGCAGACGCAGGCGGUGCAGUUUGUCGG
This is a messenger RNA of Closterium sp. Yama58-4, 215 nucleotides long. NCBI's taxonomy places the organism in Eukaryota, Viridiplantae, Streptophyta, Zygnematophyceae, Desmidiales, Closteriaceae. The record is from the annotation of a GenBank genome assembly.